Molecule: messenger RNA, 1176 nt
Organism: Peniophora sp. CBMAI 1063
Lineage: Eukaryota; Fungi; Basidiomycota; Agaricomycetes; Russulales; Peniophoraceae
Source: the annotation of a GenBank genome assembly
AUGGCGGGCUUGAGCCUCCAAGAGGCAAUUGUUCUUUCCAGCAGCAAUGAGGAAGGAAUGAGUGCCGGCGAUGAAGAUUCUUGGUCGGAGGGCGGGGACGCGCCACAUAGCAGCGAAAGCGAGGACGACCCGUUAUUCCCUCCGGUUGAAGCAGCUCAGGGCAGCGAGGACGAUGAGACGAGUUCGGAAGGCGGCAUUGAUGAUCAUGAGGGCGACGUGGAGAUGGGUUCCCCAGGUUCGCCCGUAGCCCGCUUGAGCGGUUCGGUCAUUCACACGAAUCAUCAAGAGCCGCCGGUGCCGCCCGCGCCUUCACAACCCGGGCCGCGGAUGCCGAACAUCCCCAGGCGCCAACCGUAUGUGAUGGAUCACACUCGAGCGUCUUUGCCCAUCCCGGUGAAUGUUCCGGUUCCUGCGGCGUUCUCCAGCGCCGGGCUGCAUAACUCAGCUCAUUUCAACCAAUGGCUCCGUCACCUCGGAGAUUCGCGCGUUGCGGCGCCGCCUUACUCCGAGCAGAUCUCCAGGCUGCGUGCCACCGUCGGCGCUCAAUUGGACAUCUCGCUCCAGCGCGAAGCCCGUAACCUCGAAACGUGGCGUUCCCUACUCGCGACCACGGAAAGCGAGAUACUUGAGCUAGAUCGUCUGCAGUGGAUCUUGGCGAGGAUGGCCACCAACCCCGUCUUACGUGCAGCGGCGAGUGUGCAAGGCGCCGAUUUGACUUUGCCGCAGGCGCUGCUGGACCGCGCAGCUGCACCGCCGCCGAACGUGACCUACGGCAUCGACGGAGACUGCAACUCCGAAGCGUCUGAUCCCGAUGACGCUUCUGCCGCCGCGCGCUCCGAGUCCCCGGCGCCGAGCGCUAAGGCUCCUCGAAAGGACCGCGGGCGCGCGUUGACCGCAGACUUGCGACCGGUAUCUUUCAUCGACGACGCCGAAGACGACGAGCCUUCGGGAUCUCCAAUCGCCGGACCCUCUCGCCUGGCAGGCGCCGCUGGUGCACGCUCUCCUUCGCCGCGGCCGCCCAUCUCUGCGCGUUCUAGAGCCCCGACUCCAGGCCCCAAUGCCGCACCGUCAAAAGCUCGCGGCGUGCGCCGGCGAUCUAGUUCACCUCUACCUCCCACGUCGUCGAUGAGCCAAGGGGGUAGAAAACGGCGCAAACGCAACGGCCGAGCAGAUUAG